Molecule: messenger RNA, 1316 nt
Organism: Sorghum bicolor (sorghum)
Lineage: Eukaryota; Viridiplantae; Streptophyta; Magnoliopsida; Poales; Poaceae
Product: NDR1/HIN1-like protein 13
Exons: 1
Coding region: 242-1159 (305 amino acids)
Cellular component (GO): plasma membrane
Source: RefSeq, a predicted model, not a curated record
UCUUCGUCGCCGUCGUCACCACCUCACGCGCUGCCGCUCGAUCUCAUCUCCUUCCUCCGUCGUCCCUCUCGCCGUCUCCAUCAACGCGGCUCCGUCGUCCUCACGCGCACACAUAUACAUAAAAACAUAAACGCUGGCAAGCAUUCACUCCCUCCCACGCUAAAGCUGCCUGCUCCUCCAUUUCGUCGCGUUGCCGUUGCCUCGCCUCGGCUCAGGCUCAGGCUCAGUCAUCAGCGCCGCCAUGGCUGACCGCGUCCACCCCAUGCCAUCUCCCUCCUCCUCCCCGCUUCCACCUCCGCCAGGGCGACGUCCACCCGACCACCAUCACCAACAACCCUCCGUCGCCGACGACGACCCCGACCCCGCGGCGGCGGCGCCGGCCACGGAGACGACGCCGCUGCACCCGUCCUUCUUCCACGACGACCACCCGCUCGCGCUCUCGCCGCCGCCAGGCACGUACAUCAUCCAGGUACCCAAAGACCAGGUCCUCCGCUCCCCACCGCCAGACCGCGCGCGCCGCUACAAGAAGCUGUCCGGCCGUCCCGCGCGGCGCCGCCGCCUCCGCCGCGCGUGCUGCCUCGCCUGCGCCGCGCUCCUCGCCAUCCUCCUCGCCGCCGCCGCCUUCGUGGGCGCCGUCUUCCUCAUCUUCCGCCCACGCCCGCCGUCCUUCUCCGUGCCUUCCCUCGCCGUCCGCGGCCUCGACGCCCUCGCCUCGGCCUCCUCUCCGCCGCUCUCCCCUUCGCUCGACGCCGCCGUGCGCGCGGACAACGGCCGGAACGGGAAGACGGGCGUGGAGUACCGCGGCGGCGGCGACGUCGCGGUGUCGUACGCCGGGGAGCGGCUCGCGGCGGGGACGUGGCCGGCGUUCCGCCAGGCGCCGCGGAACGUGACGGUGGUCGCGGUGGCCAUGCGUGGCCAGGGCGUGCGGCUCACGGACGCGCAGAGGACGCAGCUCGCCGCCGACCGGGCCGUGGCCGCCGUGCCGCUCACGGUGGAGGCGACGGUGCCCGUGCGGCUGCGGUUUGGGAAGGUGCUCCGGACGUGGACCGUCGACGUCAAGGCACGGUGCGAGGUGGCCGUCGACAGGCUGGACGGGAACGCCGCGGUGGUGAAUAAGGGGUGCAGCGUCAGGGUAAAGCCGCUAUGGUGGUGGUGGUGAUCGCCGCCGGCGCCGGCGCCGCCGGCGGUCGUGUCCAUACGCGUUGACGUUGUUAAUGCCGCCUAAUGUAAACGGCUAGUAAUUAUUGAUUACAGUAAUAAUGCUCUAGCAGCGACGGUGCAUUCUGCAUUGAACAGAGAUUACUUCUUGGAGUAUA